Messenger RNA from Anastrepha obliqua, 4799 nucleotides. RefSeq names its product rho-related BTB domain-containing protein 1 (gene RhoBTB). The transcript is spliced from 13 exons. Lineage: Eukaryota; Metazoa; Arthropoda; Insecta; Diptera; Tephritidae. The record is from RefSeq and is a predicted model, not a curated record. Gene Ontology annotation, molecular function: GTPase activity; GTP binding; protein binding. Gene Ontology annotation, biological process: small GTPase-mediated signal transduction. The coding region runs from base 883 to 3138 and encodes 751 amino acids.
CAUCAGUGCAUCAGUCAAAAACAAAAAUUCCGUAAGAGUACAAGUUAUAUCAACAAAAGCGGUUACUCGAAAAUUAGCGGAUGAAGAGGAAUGAAGCAGAUCCACUUAAAAUUUUUUCAUGCAGUGAAAAAGUCGGCUUGUGAAAAUUUAAAGUCAGUCAAAUAGUGAAAAUAUUUAAGAAGUGCAUAAAAAUGAAAUGUAAAAGUGCAUGAAUUGGUGGAACGUAGAAUAUCGACUUUAAAUGUCGGUCGGAAAAGUGCAUGAAAAAAAAACAAAUUGAUGCAAGAGUAGCUGCAAUGUGAACAAGAAAAAAGUUGGUGGAGCAUAGUAGAAUAGAAGAAAAAGUCUGUGUACUGUAAAAACAAAAGUGCAAUAACGCAAUAAUAAAGUGAAAAAGUGCAUAACAAUUUCAAUAAGCGCUUAGUUUGCGAAUGGAAUUAAAUAAAUUAAUAAAUGUUAAUAGAGAGCUUUGCUAAUUACUCAACUACUUUGUAAUCGCAUACGUUCACCAUCCUGCCUGCCCGUUAUAGCCUGCCUACAAUUACAAGAAAAAUAAACAAACAUAAAACUGAUAUAAAUAGUAGUCAAAUAACUACUCAGCCAACAACAACAACUACAACGGACUUAGAAGCGCUUCAAUCAAUUCAAUUCAACCAUCAAUUCAUCUAUUCAUAGCGGCAUAUAGUACUAUAGUGCACGCCGAGUACGGACUGUCGUCAUUCGUGGGCAUAUUCAUAGAAAUAUAGCUACGAGUGGCAUCCGCUGAGUGCUUGCUGCUUCUUCUACUCUCUCUUACUACCUUCAUGUUGCAGACCUUUGGCUUUUAUAAUCAUUAGCCAGUUUUUUUUGUGUACUGCUCGUCUUUAAACGUGCAAUGGCAACAUGGAUAACGAACAGCCACAUCAGGAAUUAGUGAAGUGCGUUCUAGUUGGUGAUACUGCCGUGGGGAAGACGCGUUUAAUUUGCGCACGCGCAUGCAAUAAACAUGUUUCGCUGUCACAGCUGCUCUCGACACAUGUGCCCACAGUUUGGGCUAUCGAUCAGUAUCGAAUCUACAAGGACGUGCUUGAGCGAUCUUGGGAGGUAGUGGAUGGUGUAAAUGUGUCGUUACGACUUUGGGAUACGUUUGGUGACCAUGACAAGGAUCGCAGAUUUGCUUAUGGGCGAUCUGAUGUCGUCCUUCUAUGCUUCUCUAUUGCCAGCCCCAUAUCGUUGCGCAAUUGUAAAGCCAUGUGGUAUCCAGAGAUACGUCGUUUUUGUCCAGAUGUGCCGGUCAUAUUGGUAGGAUGUAAGAACGAUUUACGCUAUAUGUAUCGUGACGAAACGUAUCUGUCAUACUUUGGCGAACGGAGUACCUUUGUGCGGGCUGCGCUCAAGAGUGAUCUCGUAAUGCCCGAUGAAGCACGUGCCGUUGCAAAGGAGCUUGGCGUAGCCUACUACGAAACCAGCGUAUUCACCUAUUUCGGAGUGAAUGAAGUAUUCGAGAAUGCCAUACGUUCGGCGUUGAUUGCACGCCGACAGCAACGUUUCUGGAUGACGAAUUUGAAGAAAGUGCAAAAACCGUUGCUGCAGGCACCAUUCCGACCGCCCAAACCGCCACCACCAGAAGUCACCGUAGUGGUGGGCAAUUACAGACAAGACAUGUACAACAUGUUAAUUUCGCAAACCCACACGGAUCUCAUACUGGUGGUGGGUACGAGUAAAUUUCCGGUGCAUCGGUUUAUGUUAGCGGCUGCGUCGAACGUCUUUUAUCGGCUAUUGAAUACGGAGCUAACGGAUAUGGGUGGAAGGAGUAGUAGUGAGUCGAGUAUGGUGAGUGUGAGUUCCACAUUUGGCGAAGCGACCACGGCGGAUUUUAAUGACGAUACUGAAUGCUUGAUACGGCACGAAUCACGUACCCAGAGAAUGUGGGAACAGCUGAAGCGUCGUUCCAGCUAUCAGGCCUUACCGCUAAUCGAAACCAAAAAGCCCAGUGAUCUCUAUAAGGACCUGCAUCAUCCCAUUUUCCAAAAUAUGCGCUUAGUGCAGAUCGAAAAUAUGCGUGGCAUUAAUGUAACACAAACGAUUGUCACACUGACAAAGCUCAUAACACCGCAAGCGCUGCAGCAGUGUCUGCAGUUCAUAUAUACCGGCACAAUUGAAAGAGAAUUUCACAAUUUGCAGGAAAUUAAACAAGCUGCUGAUUUCUUAGAACUGCCUCAAUUGACUUUAUUACUUUCCAAGCCACAAACUAUUCUAGCCAGUCUAAAUGAUGAACCAAAUCAACACUUUUGUUUUAGUAUUAAAGAGAAUAUGGAGAAGCAUUGUAUUGGCGAUGGUUGCUUCAGUGAUGUCACCUUCGAGCUGGACGAUGGUCAAAUGAAGGCACAUCGCGCUAUUUUAGUUGCACGCUGUGAUGUUAUGCGCGCCAUGUUGGCUGGAGAUUUUCGUGAGGCGCACUCAAGUGUAAUCGUCUUUCCCGGCGUCACGAUUUAUACGUUUCAUAAGCUGCUCUGCUAUUUGUACACAGAUGAAAUACCUCCAAUUUCCGCAGACAAAUGCUUAAAUCUUUUAGAAUUGGCCAAUCGUUUAUGUUUGCCACGGCUAUUAAAUUUGGUAGAAUGUCGUGUCAUUGAAGAUUUGACAAUGAUUUCGCAGAAUGAAACAAAUGAAACGGUCGAUCAUUGUUUAAAGUUACUGGAACCAGUAAAGCUGCACAAUGCUCAUCAAUUGGCCGAAUGGUGUAUGUCAUACCUGUGUGUCAAUUACAAUAUAAUUUGUAAAUUCUCACUCAAAGGCCUCAAAGCGCUGCAUCAGGAUAAUCAAGAGUACUUGCGUGAACAUCGUUGGCCGCCAGUAUGGUAUUUGAAGGAUUACGAUUACUACCAGCGAUGUAUAAAUGAAAUGAAUAAGGAGCUAAAGAAUUCACGGCGUGAUUCACGUAGUGAUGAUGAAGGUUGCCUCUGCUUUACGGGGGUGUUCUCUUGGAUACUAGGCAGCAGCAGUGGUGGUAAAUCGAAGCGCGGCAACGAUCCCAAUAGCAAUGGUGGCGGUGGUACCGGUGAGCAUAGCACAACAGAUAAUCAAAUUUUCAACAGCACAGCGAAUUCGAUGAAUCACAUUGACUUGGAGGCGGCUGAGGUGGACUUGAAUCUCUGACAUCCAGCCAUCGGGCAAAGGAGGUAGGUGCUUCGAGAUCACUGCGUUUCAUUGUGAUUUUGCCCGUGCUGAUUUGUUUUAUUUGUACAAUUUUAAGUAUUUUAAUACUAUUUCAAAUUUAUACAUAACAAUACCAAAAUUGUUAUAUACCGAAUGCAGAGUAUGCUAAUAGCAGCAUAAGAUACAGAAACCAGCAGCACCAACAGCAAGAGCAAUUCGUUAGCGUGCAGCAAAGGGCGCAACAGCAUACAGAGCAAGGGCAGAAGCAACUGCAAAAUGCAAAAACAGAAGCAGUCAAAAGCGAAGAAAUAUGACCAAAAUAUGUAAUUAAACAACAGCAAGAGCAAGUAUUAAUAACAUUUGCAAAAUAUAAUUCAAGCCUAAACCGUUCAGAUAAAUAAAAAACAAAAACAAAAACCAAUAAAGCCAAGUCGAGCAAUCGUACGUUAUCAAAUUUUUGAAUAAGAUGCAACCACAUUCAAUUUACACACUGACAAAAAUCUUUUUAAAGCUAUGCGCUGAUUAGCAGCUGAUACCAAAUAAUCUUCUCAAAAUGUAUACAAUAUUUAAAUCAAUUACCAAAAACACCAGCAAACUAUGAGCAAUAUAAAUGUCUACAAAACGGAAAUAAUACAAGCAUUCGCAAAACUUAAACCAGCAAUAGUUGAAUUCUGAGUGUAACCCAGUAAGAAUAGCAAAAAAUGGGAAUAUGAAAAAGCGCUAUAAAUAGGGAAACUAUUGUCUAGCCAUUAGCCAUGUAAGCGAUACACAAAUAUCAAACCGAGGAAGAUAAUAAAUACUUGAAUGCAUAUAUAAAAGUAAUUGAGAAGAAACAGUACUAAUUGUAAUUGUAAUCCAUGACGUAGCAACUAAAAAUGGCAAAAACAAAAAACUGCAAAAAAAAGAAACAGAAAACUAAUUUUAGUGCCAGCUAGCCUAAUAUAAAACGGAGCAAUUCUCUACUUUAGAUGCCAGAAAAUAGGUACAAUAAAAAUAUGUAAGCAAACAUUUUUAUUAUAACUUAAAAAUUCAUAUGUUAGGGGUUUCCUUAGUUAUAAGCGCUGCUAAGCGAUAAGUUUGGUGAAAUAAUCGAAAAGGAACACAAAUGCCGUAUGAUAUAACAUAUGCACAAAAUAGUUCAAUUUAAAAAAAAAAAAAAUAAAAAAAAAAAAAAAAUAAAAAAAAAAAAAAAAAAAAAACAUUCGCUUCGCUAAAGACCUUUUAAUAAAUAAUGUACCCGAAACUCGGCAACAUCAGGAACAUUGUGAUCCAUAGGUAUUUACAUAAAAAAAUGUUUUGAUUUUAUAACGAAUAUAUUUCUUGAGAGGCAUUAACCACUUUUCCACCUCGCUUAAGGGGUAAUACCACUGUAGAAAUUUCAAAAAAUUGAUUUUUUUUUUUAUAAGCUUAAAAAAUUCUUUGAACCUUUUAAAAUACAGAACAAAAAGUUUUAUACGUUACCGAAGUCUAUUUCAUAAAUAUUUUAAGCUUUUAACCAAGCGUUAGUGACUGCAACCUAACGACUUCUCCAAAUUUCCAAACUUUAAACGCGUUUUUCUCAAAACACGUUUUCUGAAAUUGGCACGCAGUAUAACUCAAACAAUUUUUAAUAUUUUUAAUCAGGUUUUUCACUACGUCUGUAUAAUAACCUUCUUAAGAGA